AUGAAACGUAGCUGCCGUGUUCCAAAGUCCCGUCAGAAGACAACAUUUCAAUAUCUCCAUGCUCAAGCGGGUAUUCUGCGCAAGGCCAAGUCAAUGAUCCUCGCAGUCCAGGAGACGGGAACAGUAGUCCUCCAAACUAACGGAAAUGUGUUGCCCUGUGAACCGCAUCACUGCAUGACAGAAACCAAUCCUAACAACAAAUCCUGGGACAUGCCCAAAACCCUCCAGUUGGAUAUGUCUGGAGGCCACGCCCUCAGGAUUAACGGGAAAUCCAUUCGGCUGGACGAGUGUACGGUGUAA
Messenger RNA from Opisthorchis viverrini, 300 nucleotides. RefSeq lists its product as hypothetical. Bases 1 to 300 code for a protein of 99 amino acids. The record is from RefSeq and is a predicted model, not a curated record. Lineage: Eukaryota; Metazoa; Platyhelminthes; Trematoda; Opisthorchiida; Opisthorchiidae. The transcript has a single exon.